Molecule: messenger RNA, 1999 nt
Organism: Alnus glutinosa
Lineage: Eukaryota; Viridiplantae; Streptophyta; Magnoliopsida; Fagales; Betulaceae
Product: homeobox-leucine zipper protein HDG3-like
Exons: 11
Coding region: 197-1876 (559 amino acids)
Molecular function (GO): lipid binding
Source: RefSeq, a predicted model, not a curated record
AGAACCGAAAAAGCUCACGGCGGGAAGGAGAUCAACCAAACAGAAAGAAAAGGAAAAAAGCCCAGACACCCAUUUCUCUCUCUCAAAAUUUAGAUUGAGCAGUCACUCGGAGAAAAUUUUGGUAUUUAUGUGUCCCUCAGGUUCUUACUUCAUAACAACUUACUUCAAGCAAGUGGUGGAGAUCUAAUCAUCUAAGAUGGAAGAAGGAAAGAUGGAAGAAGGAAACAUAGAAGAAGGAAAGAUGGAAGAAGGAGAGUACUAUACUACUGAUUCUGAUACAGAGCUUUUGGGGGAUCAAGACUUCAAUACUCAAAUUCCUAACCAUGAGAAACUUCAUUCUAGAAAAGAAGAUAAUGCCCAAUGCUCCGGGAGUAGUGCUCCAGACAGCACCAGUGAACUGGCUUUUAGACAAUCUUCCCUUCAGCAUCCAGUUCAAGCAUCCAUGGAUAGAGACAUCGAUUAUGACUCUAGGGAGAGUAAGUUCCUAGAACUGCAAGAGGCAAAUAACAUCUCCAAGGCAGCCUUCAAGGAAGUCAUGGCUAUGGCUUUAGAAGCAAACACUUGGGUUGUUGGCACUCCAGCAUUAGGUUCAAUUGAGGAAUUCCAACAAAGGUUCAGGAGUCCACCUGCGCCUGGAAUGAGAGUUGAAUGUUCCAUUGAGACUGCAAUUCUUCCAAUUCCCCCUAAGAAUCUGCAUUCUGUCUUCAUGGAUGCGGAUGUAUGGGCUUCAACAUUAUCUGGCAUUGUCCAUCGUGGAUCUAUCCAUUCGCCAACUGGUGUUUUGUCGCAGUUGAUUGAUACUGAUCCCACAAUCAUUGAUAUAGUGGUGGUCAAUGCUGAAUUUCAAUUGCCCACACCAUUGGUGCCAAUACGGAAAUUCUGUUUCUUGAGGUGCCUAAGAGAGAUCGUAGCAGAUGUAUGGGUCAUAGUUGAUGUGUCAAAUGAUUAUUUCGACCAUGAACCUUCUAAUUCUACAUCGGAAGUAAAAUGUCGGCGAAGGCCAUCAGGGGUGAUAAUCAGAAAGCAUGGCAAUGGCUCUGAGGUUAUAUGGAUUGAGAAUGUGGAAGUGUAUGAGCACCAAGUCCAAGAAACUAUGUACUCAGAAAUAGUCAACUCGAAACUCGCAUUUUGUGCAAAGCGCUGGGUUGGGACAUUGUUGCAGAUGUUCAAGCGAAACGACAGUAAAUUUUUCAAUGUUAAGAUGCCACUGGGAUGGCGAGCUCAUUUAUAUCUGCUGAAUUUAAUCAAGUCGAUGGAGAAGGAAUACUUUGACUGCAUUAGUGAGGCUCCUAACAGAAGGAAAUGGGAUAUUCUGGCUGAUGAAGGAAUAAGGGUUUUGAGGGAUGUGACUAUUAAUGCUGACACAUUGGACUCAAAUAAUUACACUGCCUUGACUAGCUUCCAUGUUCAAGCAGCACCUCUCUCAGUUUUCCAAUUUCUUGUUAAAAAGUAUUUCAAAUUACAGUGGCCAAGCCUUCUGGAAGAGUCUGAAGAGCUUUUUACAUGUGUUACAGAAGAUGAUAGACACUGCAUCACUUUACUUAAGAAACACCAUGAAUAUAUGUUGCAAGAUACUUUAGAAGACGAAUUUUGCCACUUUGUUAUAUCAUCACCAAUGACCCAAGUAGCUGUUGACACUGCUUUUUGCUCUGGAAUAUGGAGAGAUAGUCUCUUGAAGCCUUCAGGGUUUGCUAUAAUGCCUGAUGGCUCUGGGGGCCUCGAAUCUGAUGCCUCCCUAGUAACCAUCGCCGUUCAACAAGAGCUCGAUGUCUUGGAGGCGGGUCCAGCCAUUGAAGCCAUGAGCAAUAUUAUCAGGCGCAUUAUUGGAGAGAUUAAUGCAGCAAUCACAAUUGGGGAAGAAAGAGUUAGACUUUGAAAUCAAAAUGGUUCUUUCAGCAUAGAAUUUCAAUUCAUUGAUAUGAAAUUUGUAUAUUACUGGUUAUGCACUUUUGAUAUGAAUAAAAUGUCACUUUUACCAGUUACUAGUAGGGUUCUGAAA